UCCACGUAUACAUUCACCACUCAAUUCGAAUUCACGACAUCAUCCGCACUCGAAGCAGCGCGAAAGGCAGUGCAAUCGUCGCCAUCAAUCCUGCGUGGUGAAUAUAGCCUGGGCGUCCUCAACCCUGCCUCAUCGAAACGGCCAGGCGGGGCUAGCCUAAAUGGUGGAAUGACGCUUGAGGAAUGCCUUGUGCGUCAUACUACCCUUUUUGAUUCUUUACAGAAUUCCACUGCAGGUGCACAAUUCUACGCGGAGCACCGCAAGACAACUGAUGGUUCCGGGCUUCAUGACCACGCAAUGCUGUACAGUCCGAAGGUUACCGUUAUCAAGGACAAUCGUGGACGGCGGAUCACGCCCUAUUCUAUCAACGUCAUUUCGAGUGUUCCAGUACAUGCAGGUACCGUCCGAGCGAAAUUUAACAUUGACGACACCGAAUUCAAGGACGGGAUCCGUACUGUAAUGCACGAGCGUAUGGCUCGUAUUCUACGUCUAUUCGAGGAACGAGGCAAUCGGAUAUUGAUUCUUUGUGCCUUUGGGGUCGGUCAGUCAUGUAACUCUCCUGAUAUGAUAGGAGAAAUUUGGGCUGAUCUACUGCGCUCGAGAGGCGCGAAGUUCCAGGGCGUGUUUGACAAGGUCGUAUUCGCGCUGCCUGGGAAGCACCGUGAAGCAUUUGAGAAGGCUUUCAAUGAA
This is a messenger RNA of Fomitiporia mediterranea MF3/22, 690 nucleotides long. RefSeq lists its product as uncharacterized. The record is from RefSeq and is a predicted model, not a curated record. The annotation marks the transcript as partial. NCBI's taxonomy places the organism in Eukaryota, Fungi, Basidiomycota, Agaricomycetes, Hymenochaetales, Hymenochaetaceae. The transcript has a single exon.